Messenger RNA from Fonsecaea multimorphosa CBS 102226, 1206 nucleotides. RefSeq lists its product as uncharacterized. The coding region runs from base 1 to 1206 and encodes 401 amino acids. Lineage: Eukaryota; Fungi; Ascomycota; Eurotiomycetes; Chaetothyriales; Herpotrichiellaceae. Gene Ontology annotation, biological process: mRNA processing. The record is from RefSeq and is a predicted model, not a curated record. The transcript has 2 exons. Gene Ontology annotation, cellular component: mitochondrion.
AUGUUCAAUACUUCUCUGCGCCGAGUGGCGCGCAGCUGCACAAAUGCCCCGUCCGUACCCUCUCGCCCGUCCACUCCUACGAUAGCAUCCUUUACCUCCAACGCUCACCAGCGGCGGCAUUCUUCGUCAAAGCCACCUAUACCGCCGAACAAUGGCUCCUCAGCGAUCCCAGCAGCUUCUGUGAAACAGGUCGGUGCUCCCAGAUCAGAGUCGAAGCGACCGGGCGCCGAGUCGCGCCUCUCGAAGAAGAGGUCCUCCAAGGACAAGGCCGACACCAAGGAAGCCCAAGAUGACUGGACUUCAAAACUGCCGGCAGUUCCCAGCCUGCAGCAUUUGAACCCAAAAGAUGUCUAUGUUGCCUCUUUCUUCUCAACCCAUCGUCCCAUGUCUAUUACCGGACCUUUACCUCCCGAGGUGUCGACAGAAGCGAUAGACAAAAUCUUUCAGCCAAAGCCGAAAUCGAGAUCACGCACUUCAUCUCAAGAUGUCAUCUAUACCCUGGCGUCAGCGGUGGAAACCCUUGACGACCACAUUGCUCAAAAGCAUGCAGAUCAGCCCUCACAAAAUGCGGCCGAGCAAAAGGCGGCCCUGAUCAAGGCUCUCAUGCAGCGCAACGAGAGCCCUGCUGACCCUAAUCGAACACAUCAUCUCGAUGGUGCACCGCAAACUGUCCAGGUUGGCGGGGGCAAUAUCAAACUAGUCAUCCAAGAAAUCCAACGAAGGUUUCGGCCUUUCAACGUUCCUCCAGUACCCCGACCCAUCAGCGAUGCCGAGAUCAACGCGAGCGAGGAGCAAUCAGCAGCCCAGGCAGAGAAGGCGGAAGAAUUGCAAGCUAAGGCUUUGGAAGUGGAAAUAGAACAACAAGAUUACAAUGACCCCUACAUUCAACAGGUCGUUAUCAACGUCCCUCGAGACUCGUCCGAUCUGCAACAAGAGGGCUUUUUCACCAGCCGUGGUGCACCAGUCAUGGAAAUCGAGAAUCCAAACGCCUCGUCUUCCCUGCAAGAGAUUGAACAACAAUCACCUCUGGGACGAAGCAGAAUCAUCGGCCACCGAAGGCAGGUCGGCUCCAUUCCAGGCAGGAGAAGAGAAGGAAUGUAUGCCAUUAGUGUCAAGAGACAAAGGCGCCUGAAAAUGAAGAAGCACAAGUACAAGAAGUUGAUGCGCAAGACGAGGAACUUGAGGAGGAAGUUGGGGCAAAUAUAA